This is a messenger RNA of Lymnaea stagnalis (great pond snail), 1129 nucleotides long. Lineage: Eukaryota; Metazoa; Mollusca; Gastropoda; Lymnaeidae. The record is from the annotation of a GenBank genome assembly.
UCAGAUUUCUUCCACAACCUUCCACUGAAAGAUGAGACAAUGUUUGUGGCUCUCAUUUGUAUGGGCGUCAUCAUCCCCGUCAUCUUCAUCACACUUUUCCUCAUCUUUUUUUACAAGAGGAGAAAAGAGAAUAGAGAGAGAAGGUACACCAACAAAACCCACCUUAAGGUCAAAUGCUAUAUGAAAGAACUCUAAAUUCUAAUUCAAACUGUGGCCCAUACAAAUCAUAUUAUGAUGAGCACAUAUAAUCAGUAAUUCAAAAAAGAAAUUAGGCCACACAUUUUUUUUGUUAUUGCUAGCACCAUUGAAUGUUACUAUUACAAGGCAUUGCCUUACAUUUAUUUGGACAUUUUUAAAGACAUAAUAGCAAACUCGUUGCCUACAGCUUUUGAUUUAUUGGUUUUAUAUGAGAGAUUGAGAUGUAAUUUACCAGUUGUUAAAUAUAAUGAGAUGUCGCUCCUGAACUUGUACUUAAAUAUUAAUUAUAUACAUCCUGAUACCAACCGUUUCUUCACGUUAUGUCCCACAGUCAGGAGAUGUUGCUGAGAGAACAGCCGGAGCUGUCCAUGGAUGACUGCGGCAGGGGAGAGAAGACCAACAAAGAUGAUGUUCCAGACCUGCAGCUAAGAAGUGCCCCUGUUUGACAUUUCUCCGCUACCUGCCUUCAAAACAUAAACUUCCAUGCCCUAAUUUGUGCUCUAGUUGCACAUUGUUGUUAUUUUUUUGUGGUGACCACACCACAGUGACAUCAGGAUGCGUUUCUGAAUAAUGGCUUUUAAUCAAUAUUGUAAUGAUGAUCAUUUGCAUUGAUUUUAAAGACGUAUACAUCUGUGUUUUCACAGAUGAUGCACGUUAAUCAUGAUAGUUGUUCUGUCAGUCUCCACGCCCAAGCGAAAUUUUAAACUCUUGACUGUUUUAAAAAAACAAUUGAUGAAUCAAGAAUCUCAUAACAGCUGAAUAAUUUGUCCAAAUGAAUAAGUUGUAUUAAUCAUCUAUUGUUAGUAUUUGUUUCUACUGAAACCAGAUAUAAAAAAUCAGUGUGUUGCCUCCUAUGCAAAUAAUCUGAAGAAAGACAUCACAAUUUUUACUAUUCCAGAUAAUGCACCCUUAUAUCUAGAGUUACCUGGAC